UUGGUCAGUUUUGGUUUUUUGGCUACACAAACCCGUCGACUUCGAAAUUCCAAAUUUGACCCCGGUUUCGUUGACUCGGUGAUCCUUCUAUCGAUGAUCAUGUUGGUGGCCACCUUACAGCCAGAAUAUGUGCCUGUUGGUAUUACGCCACUCUUGAACUGGACAGAGCCAUCAAGUCUAAAGCACUGUGAUGAGGAUUAUCUGAUCGUUGUCCUGGCAUUGUCCAUGUGCACCCAGUUCUUACUGAUGACCUAUGUGGGUUUCGCAAUCAUGCAACCGUGUUCCAUGCGAAGGAAGCAGUUGAUUCAGAGCCAGCAAAGGACUUUCGCUAACUUCAUUUUCCGAAGGCUACUCUUCCAGUUGGACGAGGCAUUACACCCUUCGUUGGGGGCGGAGCGAUUGGACUGCUGCUUGAGGUCUAGUGAAAAGGUUAUCCAGGCCAUUCAACUGUUCCGCCGAGAUGCUCUCAAGGUCCUUCAGCCAGUACAUAAUCUCUCAUCCGCACUGGCCAGCGAUUUCUACUAUGUGCUGGACGAGGAAGAGGAUGAACUGGAUUCCAACGGCUAUGGGUGCUCCCACUCAAAGGUCGAGGUCACCGAGGAGCUAUUGGUGUGCCUGCUAUAUCCGGAACGAAAAGUGUCCGGGAAGAAGUAAUGCGUCGGACUGGGGAACCUAACUUUUUGGCUCAAAUUGGUUUGUAUUUUUGUAUACCCCCUCCGCAAAGUGCACUAAAUUCAUUAACUAAGUAAAUGAUUAUUCGGAUGCAACUUUUUAGAUAAUUUUCAAUACUUAAUAAAGAAAAAACGUCACUGUCCAUGAA
Drosophila mauritiana is the source of this 820-nucleotide messenger RNA. RefSeq lists its product as uncharacterized. Bases 94 to 654 code for a protein of 186 amino acids. The record is from RefSeq and is a predicted model, not a curated record. NCBI's taxonomy places the organism in Eukaryota, Metazoa, Arthropoda, Insecta, Diptera, Drosophilidae. The transcript has a single exon.